Molecule: messenger RNA, 2061 nt
Organism: Pungitius pungitius (ninespine stickleback)
Lineage: Eukaryota; Metazoa; Chordata; Actinopteri; Perciformes; Gasterosteidae
Exons: 11
Coding region: 189-1322 (377 amino acids)
Biological process (GO): positive regulation of GTPase activity
Cellular component (GO): intracellular membrane-bounded organelle; plasma membrane; cytoplasm
Molecular function (GO): phosphatidylinositol bisphosphate binding; phosphatidylinositol-3,4,5-trisphosphate binding; GTPase activator activity
Source: RefSeq, a predicted model, not a curated record
UUCCCUUUAAAAAGGCUUCCUAAAGAGUUGUGAGUGAACGCUCGUGCCCGCGUGCCGAGGACGCAUACCUGUGCCCUCCUCCCCCCUAGCCCCAGCCCAUGCUCAAGAAGGGGGGAGUGGAGGAGGAGACACACCUUACCUGCCUUGUGUGUGUAUGUGUGUGUCUCUCUCUCUCUCCAAACUGAAAAAUGUCGUCAAAUGAGCGAGCCACGCGCGCGCUGCGGGAGAUCCUGCAGCAACCUGGAAAUGACGCGUGCGCAGACUGCGGCGCGGCCGACCCCAUGUGGGGCUCCUGCUCGCUGGGCGUGUUCAUUUGCUUGGCCUGCUCCGGGAUCCACCGCAACCUCUCCGACAUCAGCAAGGUCAAGUCCCUGAGCCUCUCCCACUGGGAGGACCAGGAGGUGCAGUUCAUGGCUAAGAAUGGAAACACGCUGAUGAGGAGUAAAUAUGAGGCUGCGGUUCCCGUCUAUUACUACAAGCCGACCCACAAAGACUGCCAGACUCUGAGGGAGCAGUGGAUCAGAGCAAAGUACGAGAGGAAGGAGUUCACCGAGCCUGGGAAGAACUUCACAUAUGAGGAAGGAACUAGAGACGGCGUGUUGAUGAAGAGGGGGCGGGACAAUGGGCAGUUCCUCAGCAGGCGAUUCGUCCUCUCGGAGCGCGAAGGGACUCUGAAGUAUUUCACCAAAUAUGACGCUAAGGACCCCAAAGCGGUGCUCAAGGUGGACAGCAUCAACGCCACCUUCCAACCCGACAAGAUCGGGAACCCCAACGGCCUGCAGAUCACCUACCUCAAAGACUACAGCACCCGCAACGUCUUUGUGUACCAUGACAACGGCAAGGAGAUCGUCGACUGGUUCAACGCCAUUCGAGCGGUCCAGCUCCACUACUUAAAGGUGGCCUUUCCCGGGGCUACCGACGCUGAGCUGGUCCCCAAACUUACCCGGAAUUUUCUGAAGGAAGGAUUCAUGGAGAAGACCGGUCCCAGGCACACGGAAGGCUUCAAGAAACGCUGGUUCACUCUGGACCAGAGGCGCCUCAUGUACUUCAAAGACCCGCUGGACGCCUUCGCCAAAGGUGAGGCGUUCCUGGGCAACAAGGACCACGGUUACAGCGCCUCCCCCGGGCUGCCGGCCGGCACCCGUUGGAACGGCUCCUGGCAACAUGGCAUCACCAUAGUCACUCCGGAGCGCAGCUUCCUGUUCACCUGCGAGUCGGAGAGCGACCAGCAGGAUUGGCUGAAACACUUCAAUGAUGUCAUCAACGCCGUGAUGUCCCCUCAGGAGUACACAAUGGAAGCCUUGUUCAAGCACAGGCAUUGAUGGACCAGAGCACCAGCAGGACCCCCUCCCCCACCCCCCCCUCGACUCAGGACGCAUCUCUUCUGCCUCUGAGCACGUUGUUGCCACAGAUACGACCUCCAUCACUGAUGUGCUCAGACCGGAGCUCCUUCCAAGUCCCAAAAAGCCCUCUGAUGAUUGGAUUAGAUACGAGUACAACAGGACGAGGCCAUUUCUCACACUAAAACGACUAGAAACACAUAAAUGUACAGAUAAUCACACAAUUUGGUGACUUUUACUGUGGUGUCCCAGUAUAGACUGAUGUAUUUUUUCAUGGUAAGCGAACAAUAAUGCGGUUGCUGUUGUCUUGGUUUAUUAGAUAAUCAAAGCCUUAGUCCUCUUAAGCAUUUGAUGUGAGCUGGUGAUUGGGUAACACAGUUACAGGAGGUAAAAGGUGAUGGACAGGUACAGAAAGUUAACGGGACAGUAAACGGUUCAUCUUGCUGAGGACAAAUGCUGAUUUAGUAGUUUGAGUAGGUGUGGAAGCUGGGAGCCGCUACGUGGUCGAACAACGCCUCCAUGUGGCGUGGAUUAUAUACUCAGUAGCUACCUUUUCUUAUCUUUUUUAUAUAAAACAAUUAUUGAUACAUUUCUAUGGUAUUUCUUUUUUUUAAUCUUUUCUGAUUGAUUUUUUUAAAGGCACUUCUAUACUUGAGCAUGGCUGACUGACAUGGCGUCUUUUAUUGAUGAGCACCAAUAAAUGUGUUUCCUCUGGAAGUGG